Molecule: messenger RNA, 843 nt
Organism: Chlorella variabilis
Lineage: Eukaryota; Viridiplantae; Chlorophyta; Trebouxiophyceae; Chlorellales; Chlorellaceae
Exons: 3
Coding region: 1-843 (280 amino acids)
Source: RefSeq, a predicted model, not a curated record
AUGCGUCAGCAGCAGCGGCAGCGCUCGCCCCAGGAGGAGGCUGACGACUUCAGGCUGGCUAAGCGUCUGCAGGAGGAGGAGGACAGGCGUGCGGCAGCGGCCGUGGACGCCGAGUCGCGCCUGCAGCGCCGCUUCCGUGAGCUGGAGGCGGCCGAGGCGGCGGCCGAGGCGGAGGAGGCAGCCGCCGCGUCGGAGCGUGGCUGGAGCGGCCGCGGCUUCUUCAGCGGCUUGUUUGGCGGCCUCGGCGGCGGGGCUGCCGCUCAGCGCCAGCGCAGCAGCAGCGCAGCGGCGGCAGCCGCCAGUGCAGGAGGCCAGGCCCCGCCCCGUGCGGCCAGCCAGGGCCAGCGCAGCCAGCGCGGCCGGCGCGGCCCCGCAGCGGAGGCCGAGUUUGCCAGCGCCAUGGGCCACCUCAUGCCGCCGCCCUACCACGCGGGCGGGCAUGGCGGGCGCAGCGCCGGCUACAUGGGCGACCUGCACUCCCACCUGAUGGUGGGCCUGUCUCGCGGCCUGCCGGCAGACCUGCUGCUCAGCGGCCGCGACUUCACCGAGGCAGACUACGAGCAGCUGCUGGCGCUGGAUCAGGGCAACAAGAAGAAGGUGGCGCCGCGCGACCGCGUGAGCCAGCUGGACACGGUGCGCGUGCCUCUGGCGGGGCGCGGGGCGGAGGCAGCCUGCGCCGGCAGCCCCGAGCUGGACGCGUGCUCCAUCUGCCUGGAGGAGGCGCGGCCGGGCGACGAGUUCAAGGUGCUGCCCUGCCGCCACGCCUUCCACUGCCGCUGCAUCGACCGCUGGCUGCUCUCCGAACGCAACUCGUGCCCCGUGUGCCAGCGCGAGGCGGUGUGA